Drosophila grimshawi is the source of this 1483-nucleotide messenger RNA. Its product is annotated as BTB/POZ domain-containing protein KCTD9. The coding region runs from base 347 to 1321 and encodes 324 amino acids. Lineage: Eukaryota; Metazoa; Arthropoda; Insecta; Diptera; Drosophilidae. Gene Ontology annotation, biological process: protein homooligomerization. The record is from RefSeq and is a predicted model, not a curated record. Gene Ontology annotation, molecular function: protein binding. The transcript is spliced from 3 exons.
GAAACAGAGCAAAUAGAGGUGCUGCAAGACAGUCGGCGGAAAUUAAUAACGAAACAAAACGCAAGCGAUGGUGGGCAACUGGAAAAUGCAAACUUGUGCCGUCUAUUGUUGUUGCCGUCUGUGAAACACAACUGGCGCUGCUGUCAACCGAUUUUUAGACGUAGUCAUAUUGUUAAUGUUAUUUAUGCAUAUAUAAGUGAAGCUAAUCGGCUGACUUGCGAUUGUUAUCGAAAAUCGAGUGUGCUGCGCGUUGCCACAUCAACACAUUAUUUUGCAAUUCACACAAAACUGCGCAGCAGCUGCAAAACACAACAACAAAAAACGAAAAUUGACAAAAGAAAAACAAAUGGAAAGCGAUGGUGGGCAAGAAAAUUCAAAAUGCGAAACUCAGCGCACAUUUCCCACAAACCAAUGGAUCAAACUGAAUGUGGGCGGCAAAAUAUACACGACAACAAUCGACACACUCGUUGGCCGCGAACCCGAAUCGAUGUUGGCUCGAAUGUUUCUCCAGGACGGUGGAAUGAUGCCCAGCGAGAAGGAUGAGCAGGGUGCAUAUUUGAUUGAUCGCAGUGCGAGAUAUUUUGAGCCAAUUAUCAAUUAUCUGCGACAUGGCGAAUUCGUGUGCGAACAACACAUCAGCCUGCGGGGUGUGCUGGAAGAGGCGCGUUUCUUUGGCAUAUACUCCCUGGUCAGCCACUUGGAGGAGAAGCUGGGCGCCGAACAGCAGCCGCCACUGGACGAUAGACCGCUGACACGCAUGGACGUGAUCAAGGCCAUCAUACAGACGUCGGGGAAUACAGAGCUCAGAUUUCAGGGCGUUAAUUUAGCUGGUGCAGAUUUACGUAAAUUGGAUUUUCGCAAUAUUAAUUUUAAGUAUGCCAACAUGUCACGUUGCAAUUUAUCGCACACAAAUCUCAACUAUUGCUGCUUGGAGCGUGCCGAUCUUCAAUAUGCAAAUCUGGAAUGCGCUCAACUGGUCUCCGUGCGUGGACUCUGUGCCAAUAUGGAGGGUGCCAAUUUGAGGGGCUGCAAUUUUGAGGAUCCCACUGGGGUGCGCACUAAUCUGGAGGGUGUUAACCUCAAAGGUGCCUGCUUGGAGAGCAGCAAUAUGGCUGGUGUUAAUCUCCGCGUGGCGAAUCUCAAAAAUGCCAAUAUGAAGAAUUGUAAUUUACGUGCAGCGGUUUUGGCCGGUGCCGAUUUGGAGCGUUGCAAUUUAUCCGGCAGCGAUUUGCAAGAGGCCAAUUUGAGGGGCGCCAAUCUAAAGGAUGCGGAAUUGACGCUAAUGGUGACGCCUCUACACAUGUCCCAGGCAAUUCGUUAAAGGAUCGGCUCGAAGGGGCAUACGAUGUGCAAUUAUUCUCUAUUACCGAUUAUCAACAAAAAAAUACAUAUUUAACUGCGGUCUUAACUUAAUUAUUGUAAAUACAACUAUCCCAUUUGGACUUGGGCUUAGACGUUUAAAUAAAACAGUAUUAAAUACGUC